This is a messenger RNA of Nerophis lumbriciformis (worm pipefish), 1146 nucleotides long. NCBI's taxonomy places the organism in Eukaryota, Metazoa, Chordata, Actinopteri, Syngnathiformes, Syngnathidae. The record is from RefSeq and is a predicted model, not a curated record.
AACAGAAUGGACGAUGACCAGCCCAAAACCCUGUACGUGGGUAAUCUGUCGCGGGAUGUGACAGAAGCCCUCGUCCUGGAGUUGUUCGGACAGAUCGGACCCUGCAAGAGCUGCAAAAUGAUCGUAGAUACGGCGGGUCACGAUCCCUACUGCUUUGUGGAAUUCUAUGAGCAUAGACACGCCAUGGCCACCAUUGCAGCCAUGAAUGGUCGGAAAAUUCUGGGUAAGGAAGUCAAGGUCAACUGGGCCACCACGCCGACCAGCCAAAAGAAGGACACAAGCAGUCACUUCCAUGUUUUUGUCGGCGAUCUAAGUCCUGAGAUCACCACGGAAGACAUCAAGGCGGCUUUCGGUCCCUUUGGGAAAAUAUCUGAUUGUCGGGUGGUGAAGGACAUGGCUACUGGCAAAUCCAAAGGCUAUGGCUUUGUGUCCUUCUUCAACAAAUGGGACGCGGAGAACGCUAUCCAGCAGAUGGGAGGCCAGUGGCUGGGAGGAAGGCAGAUCCGGACCAACUGGGCCACGCGGAAGCCCACGCCUAAAUCCACCAAUGAAACAAACACCACAAAGCAGCUGUCAUUUGAUGAGGUGGUGAACCAGUCCAGCCCCAGUAACUGCACCGUAUACUGCGGAGGACUCACGGCAGGUCUCACAGAGCAAAUUAUGAGACAGACCUUCUCGCCAUUUGGACAAAUCAUGGAAAUCCGUGUUUUUCCGGACAAAGGCUAUUCGUUCGUGAGGUUCAACUCUCACGAGGCGGCCGCCCACGCCAUCGUCUCUGUCAACGGCACGUCGGUGGAGGGCUUUGUGGUCAAGUGCUACUGGGGGAAAGAGACCACAGACUUGGUCAGCCCCAUACAACAGGUCCAGAUGCCGCAGAGCACAGUGAGCUUCGCGGCGCAGCCCUAUAGCCAGUGGGGGCAGUGGUACGGCAACACGCAGCAGAUCGGCCAGUACGUGCCCAACGGGUGGCAAGUGCCCAGCUACAGCGUCUAUGGACAGAGCUGGGAUCAGCAGUGCUACAAUCCUCUUCCUUCUGGCGCCGGAUGGACCGGCGUGGGCACGGUGACCAACGGCGGCAUGGUAGAACCCGGCCAAGGAGUCAACGGAACCAUGCUCGCCAACCAGGCCGGCUUCCACACCCACUGA